AUGAUUGAUGAUUCUGAGAAGGCCGAUAUUGCUGGGCAUGCACUUGUUGGUUGUGCACAAUUGCCAGCUGAUGGCACCCGUGGUGGGGUUAUGAUGUUCUGGAACGAGGACCUUUUCCAUGUAACAAACGUUAGCAUUGCGAGAUUCUCCAUCACGGCGAAGUUCACUGACCGUAUAUCUAAUGCAUCUUGGUAUUUGACUACGGUAUACGGGCCGGCAGACGAUGAACGGAAGUUGGCUUUCCUAAACGAGCUGGUACAUAUCCAUAGCCAUGUUUCUGGGGCAUGGCUGGUUAUCGGGGAUUUCAACCUGAUCUUACACGAUCAAGACAAAAACAAGAGGCGUGUCAACAGAACUUGGAUGCGGCGUUUCAAGAACGCCGUUGACUCCAGCUUCUUGAAAGAAAUCAGGCUCAUAGGGAGACGCUAUACUUGGAGCAAUGAACAAGCGGUUCCAACCUUGGUGCGCCUGGAUCGGGCCUUCUGCAAUGAAGAAUGGGACGACCUCUUCCCUGCUGCUAAACUCCUGCCGCAGGCAUCGUCCAUGUCUGAUCACUGCCCCCUGCUGCUGGUCCAAGAUGUCAUGACCAAAACACCGCCUAGAUUCCGCUUCGAGAAUUUCUGGCCGUUGUUGCAAGGGUACAACACAGUCGUCCAACAAUCUUGGAACUCCCCAUGCAGGCUAACUAACCAGUUUGCGAUUCUCGACUACAAACUCAAGCGACUGGCCAAGGACCUCAGAAGUUGGGCAAAGAACUAUGUGGGGGAUAUCAGAAAGCAGAUGGUUAUAGGCCAAGAGAUAAUGCUAAGAUUGGAUGUCGCCCAAGAGAUAAGGUUGCUUUUGGAAGAAGAACACCUCCUAAGAUCAGCGCUUAAAUCAAGGGCGGUGGGGCUGGCAGUCAUAAAUAGGGUCAAGGCCAAACAGAGGGCCAGAAUCAAAUGGUUGCAGUUGGGUGAUGCCAACACCAAAUUUUUCCAUUCACGAGCUACACAUAGGCGAGCGAAGAAUAGAAUCCAGUCUUUGCAAUCCGAAGCCGGAAUCGCCACGACACCUAGUGAACUGGAGGAAACAAUCUUUCACCAUCUUCACGCCAUUAUGGGGGCUUCGGUGCCUUGCACAGAACGGUUUGAUUGGACAAAGCUAAACCUGCCAAAGCCCAACUUAUCUGACCUCGAAAGGCCCUUCACCUUGGAGGAGUUGAAACGGGCGAUCCUUGAGUCACCUGCAGACAAGGCACCUGGGCCUGACGGGUUCUCGGGAGGUUUUUUCCGAGCUUCUUGGGAUACAAUCAAAAACGACCUCCUGAGCGCGGUUAACAAAUUUUACGACCUUGAUGACCGCUCCUUUGACUGUCUGAACACGGCCUUCUUCAUCCUGCUCCCAAAGAUUGACCAUCCCUCCCAAAUGAGUCACUACAGGCCAAUCAGUCUGAUCCAUGCGUUUGGCAAGCUAGUCUCCAAGAUCCUAGCCUUGCGGUUGCAACCACACCUUGACGAGCUAAUCUCUCCUUGCCAAAGUGCCUUCAUUAGUGGAAGGAAUAUCCAGGAUAACUUCCUCUAUGUGCAGAACGUGGCAAAACAAUACCAUAAAUCCAAAACCCCAACGCUUCUGCUAAAAUUGGAUAUCGCUAAGGCUUUCGACACCGUCUCUUGGACAUACAUCAUUGACAUGCUGGAGGCUAGAGGUUUCCCGCUAAGAUGGAGAGAUUGGAUAUCACUCCUAUUCCGCACUGCCUCUUCAAGAGUCCUUGUUAAUGGGGUGCCAGUAUACAUGAUGACUAUUAAUGAGAUGCCAGCAUGGGUUAAGAAGGAGUUUGACAAACGCCGCAGAGCUUGGCUUUGGGCAGGGGAAGCAAAUUGUGCCGGAGGGAAGUGCAGAGUCAGUUGGAAAAUGGUAUGCCGGCUGAAACAGCUUGGCGGGCUGGGGGUCCAUUGCAUCGACUCCUUUGCUGCGACAAAAAUAAUUGUUGGUAAUGGCCAAAUGGCGAGAUUCUGGACAGACCGCUGGCUAAAGGGCAUGACGCCGAAAGAAAUCGCUCCGGAACUCUUCAAGAUCUCGGUCAGGAAAAACAGAUCAGUAAAAGAUGCACUUGCAAAUGGGAAAUGGCUGCAGGAUCUUCGCUUCUCUCUUGAUGACUGUCACUCUAAUGAACUUCAGCGCCUAGAAGAACUCAUCAACGAAAUACAGCUCACCGAUGCCACGGACGAAAUAGUAUGGACCUUCGGCAAUAAAAACUACUAUACCGCGAGAUCAGCCUAUCAGCUACAAUUCAUCGGCGCAAUGAAUACUGAUCUCAAAAGGAUUGUUUGGAAAGGUUGGGCGCCGGCAAGGUGUAAAUUCUUCAUGUGGACUCUAAUGUUAGAUCGCAUUCUGACAGCCGACAAGCUCCUGUUGCGACAUUGGGAGAACGAGUAUUUUUGCCCACUCUGCCGCCGAAAUCUCGAAACAUCUAACCACCUCUUCACCGAAUGCCCGUAUAGCUUGAAGAUUUGGUCAUCCUUUUCUGCCUUCUUUAGCCAAGAGGCACUCAACCCGGAAAAUUGGCCACGGAACCAGCACGAUGUACAGUCCUGGUACAGAAAUAUGGUGGGAGAUAAGACGAAAGUUAAAAGGAAAAUCAUCUUUCCCUUGGCCAACCUUAUAUGCUGA
Lolium perenne is the source of this 2649-nucleotide messenger RNA. NCBI's taxonomy places the organism in Eukaryota, Viridiplantae, Streptophyta, Magnoliopsida, Poales, Poaceae. The record is from RefSeq and is a predicted model, not a curated record.